Molecule: messenger RNA, 1248 nt
Organism: Morchella sextelata
Lineage: Eukaryota; Fungi; Ascomycota; Pezizomycetes; Pezizales; Morchellaceae
Exons: 3
Coding region: 1-1248 (415 amino acids)
Molecular function (GO): protein binding
Source: RefSeq, a predicted model, not a curated record
AUGUCAACCCUAGAAGAACCGGCUUCCACAAUCGGAUCUUUAAUGAGCCAAGUCUCCCACACUCCCCAAAACCCAUUCGACAAUCUCUCGGUGGAAGUGAUCAGGUUGAUCGCGGCCUCCGCCGAAGGACCGGAGGACAACGCCGCUCUUUCCCUCUGCAAUAGGGAGUUAGAGUGUAUCCUGUCAGCGGGCUUCGAAAUCCCGGAAGUCACCGCCUACGUGGCCGCAACUAGUCUUGACAGGAACUUGAUUCUUAGGACUAUUCGGAGGCAUGGACGGGAGUCAAUGAUUCGUGGAUUAACCCGCACUGUCGCCAACAACAUCUACCCCAUUAACUACUUCUACCCUGCGCACGAUGUAUACGCUCUGGAUAUCCUGGCACAGAGCAACCGCACUGACCUCUUGCUCCUCCUGGAACCAUUCCUUACACCUGGCGACCCCAGUAUUCUGGCCGCUUUCAAAGGAGCAGUGUCGUUUAAAAAUCAACAGCUUAUCGACAUCUACCUUCCAAUCCUCAACGAGCGUACAGUCGAUGCGUUUGCUUACGCCUGUAUCUUUGGGACUGCUACCAUCUCCGCUGCAGUUCUGGCCUACAUUCCGAACGAGCUUCGGGCCGAGGCGUGCUCGUCCGCUCUUGAGAUGGCGGUAACCUCCGGUAAGGCCGACAUUCUCCAGGUUCUGGUAGACGGGGGUGCCGAUAUCGAUAUGGUGUUUACCGAAGGCGAUGACUACAUGGACAAACGUACUGCGCUGCAUUGGCUUGCGAUGUAUGGGCUUUCGCAGAACGAGAACAAGCCUUUCCUCCAAAUGCUGCAGAUUAUUACCUCAGCUGGAGCGAACGUGAACGUACUCGACUCCGAAGGGCGCACCCCACUACACGAAUUUUCUCUAAUGGGCUCAAAUAUGGUGAACCGUCUUCUCGCUUUCGAGGAUGAGAUUCCCAAUGAGAGCCCUGAUUGGGUCUACCGAUGUGCGUUGAAUUGCCUAAUCGACCCCGGUGCGGAUAUAAACACCCAGGACGACCUCGGGAUGACCCCGUUGCAUCUAGCUAUGUCUACCCGAGAGACAGUUAUGAUAGAUGUGCUCCUUCGCCAUGGAGUAAACGCUCUCAUCAAGAACAACGAGGGGGUUCGGGCAAGCAUGGUACAUGGUCAGAGGAUGGCUCCUCACGCGAUAGAUAUCCAAGUGUGGAAAUAUGAGGCUGAGCAAUUAAAGCGGUUUGAUCCGAGGUGGAUUGCGGUUCUCUAA